Molecule: messenger RNA, 552 nt
Organism: Nematolebias whitei (Rio pearlfish)
Lineage: Eukaryota; Metazoa; Chordata; Actinopteri; Cyprinodontiformes; Rivulidae
Product: LIM/homeobox protein Lhx3-like
Exons: 1
Source: RefSeq, a predicted model, not a curated record
AUGAGCCUCCCAUGUCGGAGCUCGGUCACACCAACAGCAUCUACAGCAGCCUGAGUGAGUCCUCCCCAGCCAUGGGGGGCCGCCAAGGAGGCAACAACAACAACUCCUUCCCUCUGGAGCAUGGCUUGCUUCCUUCCCAGGACCAGUUUCAUGAUAUCCGGUCCAGCAGCCCCUACGGCCUCCCCCAAUCACCCGGGUCACUUCAUGCGCUCCCGAGACAUCAGCCUCUCAUCUCCAGCCUUGUCUACCCUGACUCAGGCCUUUCCAUCAUGACCCAGAGCGGUGGACCCGGUAUCAACCCUGCUGUAAGGGGUUCCAUAGGAGCAGCCAACGGGCCCAGCUCAGACCUGUCCACCGGCAGCAGCGGUGGGUACCCAGAUUUUCCUGCUAGUCCUGCAUCCUGGUUAGAUGAGGUGGACCAUGGACAGUUUUGAUUGGUCCACAGAGACUCAAAUCAUUUACUUACUUUCUUUUCAGUGUCUUCUGUUGGGUUCAAGAAAUACAACACAAUUCCUCAUUUCAAAACUAAAGGCCUACCACGAGUUUUUCUGU